AUGUCUCAGCGCGAGCAUGCUGAGGACGUGAUUUGGUGGUCAAUCAAGAAUGCUACCGACUUCGAUGCCCAUCGGCGUACUAUUAUCUUAUUCCACAACAAGAGGAGCGAAAAGCUGCCCAAUCCAAUAAAAUGGGUAGAUAACACCGGUUCGGCGUGGCCAGAACUCACCACCACACUCGAAACCUUGCAAAUGCAGCGCAUUGCAAUCAAUGUGGACAGCGACAUCAACUUUGCGAGCGGGUUGCACGUCGGGGAGCUGAUCGCUCUCCGGGAAAACAUCUUCGAAUCUUGGGUCGGGCAGUUAGUGAAUGUCCCGAUGCUGGGCGUUGAAUAUGUAGCAACCAGAGUCGAUGGAAUGUUGGAAUACUACCGUGAUCUACAAGAGAUCGUUUGGGCAAUGUUGGAAGAGGGGUUUUCUCACAAAGUCAUUGAGCCUGGCGUGACGACGACGGUGGACCUUCAGUGGUGGUUCCGCGAGAAGAUGCAAGGGCUCAAUGUGACCACCUGGAACCAACCCAGAAUCUCCGUCAUAGUCCCAGAAUCAUUUCCUGGGUGGGAAGGCACGGACGAUGUAAUCCAAGAAGGCGAUCUGCUGCAUAUCGACUUCGGGAUAACGGCCAUGGGGUUGAAUACAGACACACAACAUAUGGCAUACGUUCUUCGUACUUCCGAGGGCGAGAAAGAUGCACCUGAGGGAUUGAAGAAGGGCGUGAAGAAAGCGAAUCGCAUGCAGGAUAUUGUCCUUGACUACAUGCGUCCAGGGCUCACGGGGAACGAGGUCUUGACUAAGAGCCUUGAGCGCAUGAAAGCAGAAAAUAUCACUGGUCAGAUUUUCUGCCACCCAAUUGGUGAUUGGGGGCAUGAUGCUGGAGCUGUCAUAGGCUUCACAAAUCUCCCUGAGCAUGUACCAAUCUUGGGAGACCUGCCCAUACUUCCGAAUACGUUUUAUAGCAUAGAGCUAUACGCGUAUCACUUCGUCCCAGAAAGAAACGAGACGUUGAGGUUCCGACUAGAAGAAAAUGCCCAUUGGUCCGAGGAGGCGAGGAGAUGGCGUUUUGUUCGAGGUCGUCAGGAAAAGCUGCACAUCAUUGAUCAGACGAAGGGAUACAGGGACACCGCACGACCACCGUUGAUCCAGAUACAAUAG
Molecule: messenger RNA, 1149 nt
Organism: Pleurotus ostreatus (oyster mushroom)
Lineage: Eukaryota; Fungi; Basidiomycota; Agaricomycetes; Agaricales; Pleurotaceae
Exons: 3
Coding region: 1-1149 (382 amino acids)
Source: RefSeq, a predicted model, not a curated record